GGUACGCAGACAUCACUCCAUCCUGUCCCACACAACCAGAGAUCAGAUAUGGACAAAGAUUACGUGGGUUUUGCCACCCUGCCCAGCCAAGUCCACAGGAAAUCUGUAAAGAAGGGCUUUGACUUCACGCUGAUGGUAGCAGGUGAGUCCGGCCUUGGAAAAUCCACCCUCAUCAACAGCCUCUUCUUGACAGACCUAUAUAAAGAUCGGACAGUCCUAGAUGCACAAGCCAGGAUCCCCCAGACACUGGAAAUUGUCAAACAUGCUGUAGAUAUCGAAGAAAAGGGGGUGAAGGUGAAAUUGACGGUGAUCGAUACCCCAGGAUUUGGAGAUGCAGUGAACAAUGUGGAGUGCUGGAAGCCAAUUGCCCAUUACAUUGAUUGCCAGUUUGAGCAGUAUUUUCGAGACGAGAGUGGCCUUGAUCGCAAGAAUAUUCAGGAUGGCCGGGUUCACUGCUGCCUCUACGUCCUCUCGCCUUUUGGACAUGGGCUCCGCCCCUUAGACACAGCAUUCCUGCAUGCCAUCCAUGACAAAGUCAAUAUUGUGCCAGUAAUUGGAAAGGCUGAUUGCUUGACUCCAGCAGAAGUACAACGGAAGAAAGAGAAGAUCCGGCAAGAGUUAGAAGAAAACGGGAUCAACAUUUAUGAGUUUCCUGACUGUGACUCGGAUGAAGAUGAAGAAUUCAAAGCUCAGGAUGCCGAGAUGAAGCAUAGUAUCCCCUUUGCUGUAAUUGGAUCUAGCCAGGUGGUUAGAGAGUUGAAGGAUAAAGUAUUCCGGGGGAGGCAAUAUCCCUGGGGAACAGUGGAAGUGGAGAAUCCAGUGCACUGUGACUUUCUGAAACUUCGGAACAUGCUGAUUCAAACCCAUAUGCAGGACCUAAAGGAUGUGACCCAUGAAGUCCAUUACGAGAACUACCGUGCACAGUGCAUCCAGAGCUUGACCAGACCCGGGGCUCGGGAUCGCAGCAGCCGCGCGAAGCUGUCUCGUCAAAGCGCCACUGAACUGCCGCUCCUGCCUCUGUCCGCUGAGACGGAGAAAUUAAUUCGUGAGAAAGAUGAGGAGCUCCGCCGAAUGCAGGAAAUGUUACAGAGGAUGAAGGAACAGAUGCUGCAGAGCCAGGGGGAGCAAUCUGACAGUCUAUGAAAGAUACCAGAGCUCUUUCUUGCACUUCCAUGGGCAUCCCGGGAGAGAGACUUCAGCCUCCUUCCACAUGGCAAGUGACAGUAGAAGCCCUUUUUAGCUCUGGAGAUUACAGUGACGGGGCUUGGGCGGGGGAGGGGGACUGCGUAGGAAAUUCUCCCACUGGAUUGCUUGUCUCUCUCAUAUACCCAUCCUUCUUCUUUAGCACAAUCAAGGAUCAGUGAUGAUAUCUUACUGGCAUGCAAUUGCUUCAAUAAACAGCGAGAGUUGUCCAAGAAAAUAAAAUGUAUUUUUACACAAUGUAAGAACUUGUUUGCAGAGAU
Molecule: messenger RNA, 1463 nt
Organism: Eublepharis macularius
Lineage: Eukaryota; Metazoa; Chordata; Lepidosauria; Squamata; Eublepharidae
Gene: SEPTIN1
Product: septin 1
Exons: 11
Coding region: 49-1143 (364 amino acids)
Biological process (GO): regulation of exocytosis; cytoskeleton-dependent cytokinesis
Cellular component (GO): septin ring; microtubule cytoskeleton; synaptic vesicle
Molecular function (GO): GTPase activity; molecular adaptor activity; GTP binding
Source: RefSeq, a predicted model, not a curated record